Molecule: messenger RNA, 250 nt
Organism: Paramecium sonneborni
Lineage: Eukaryota; Ciliophora; Oligohymenophorea; Peniculida; Parameciidae
Source: the annotation of a GenBank genome assembly
AUGGGAUCACAAUAUUGUAAUAAUAACUAGUAUCCCAAAAAUAUGGAACUAUAUUUGAAGAUGCAGAAUUGCAAAAGCUUGAUUUUCUAUAAUAUUAUCAUAAAAUACAAUCACAAGAAGAAGCAAAAAGUAUUAUAUUCAAGUUAGCAAAUCGCAGUUACUCUAAAAAAUUAAGGAAUAUAUAUAUAUACUUAGGUGAUUGGAUUAUAAAUAAAAGAGGGAAGGUUAAGGAAUUUUAAAAUAUCCUGAU